Exaiptasia diaphana is the source of this 1757-nucleotide messenger RNA. RefSeq lists its product as uncharacterized. The coding region runs from base 146 to 1495 and encodes 449 amino acids. Gene Ontology annotation, molecular function: calcium ion binding; 2-oxoglutarate-dependent dioxygenase activity. Lineage: Eukaryota; Metazoa; Cnidaria; Anthozoa; Actiniaria; Aiptasiidae. The transcript has 11 exons. The record is from RefSeq and is a predicted model, not a curated record.
AUGCAUGCUUCAUAUGUUWCAUUAUUUAUUUUGACCGUCGAAGGAUCGAUCGGUGAUGAAAUGAACAACGCCUACUUAUUUCUAUGUGURGAGUGGGCAUAACAGCAGUAUAUAAGAAGACUAGAUCUACGACUUAAGUUAUCUGAUGGCUGUCAUGGAUAUUCAUUUUAUAGUUGUCUAUAUUCUUUUGACUACUGGCUGUUAUUGCAUGACAGAAAAUGUACCCAAGGGACAUCUUCAGCCCUUAGGGUCUCACAGACCAAUGGAGGGCUAUAUCAAAUCAUUGGAUUAUGUCCCAUCUCCAAGAGAGUUCCAUCAUGAUUAUGUACUUGCAUCAAAAGCAGUGAUAUUCAAAGGAGCUGCCACAAAAUCAAAGGGAUUUGAACUAUGGACUGAUGAUUAUUUAAGGGUGAACUAUGGUGAUGAGGUUGUAAGAGUUGAUUAUGGCAAGAAAGAGAACAGAUAUCGUUCUGCUGAUGACAUGCCGCUGGCUCAAUUCUUAAGUAUAUACAARGACACUGAUCGUUACUUAAUUGAUGCAUUACCUGUCAAAAUGUGGAAAGAAUUUUCUUUGCCGAGAUGUUUGUUAUGUGGUGGCUAUACUGAGGCAUUGCAGGAUUCUGUUCUGUGGUUUAGCAGUGGAGGAACAAAAUCCCAUCUUCACAAUGACAAAGUYGAAAAUAUAAACUGUCUCUUCAGUGGACAGAAGACCUGGUUCUUUGUUGAUGCAAAUCAUUCUAAAAGUAUCAUUAUGGAUCACAUGGAYGGCGAAUACUGCAGUGUUAAUGUAGACAGUGUUGACAUGCAUAAAUACCCAAGUCUACAGAACAUACCAUGGUGGCUGGCAGAACUUGAGGCUGGAGAUUGUAUUUAUGUACCAUAUGGUUGGGCACAUCAAGUGACAUCACUGUCCAGGAACCUGGCUGUUAAUAUCUGGUGGUCACCUGGUAUCACCUUUAAUGACACUAAUUGUCCAGCAUCAGAUCAAAGUGAGCUUAGUAAUUUUAAGUUUACUCAUGGUGAAAUGUUACGUUUUCAGGCUAUUCAAGUCAUCAACGRCAAUGGUGGAUCAAUAUCUUUUGAGAAAAUCAGUUCACUAAUUGUGCAUGAGCACUCUGGAGAAAGACUGAUAACCAAAGAGAGAUUCAAUCUUUUGGAUGGAAAUGGAGAUGGUGUACUGACUGAAGAAGAAUUGAGAAGUAUAUCCACACAUGUUGUUGAGGAUGCAUUUGGAGGAACUCCACCAGGGGAGGUCAAUCUUGUUGGAGCUGCUCGUCAGAAAGACUGGGCAGUAAAUGACAUCAUCAAUAACGUUAAACCCAGCCCAUAUGUUGAAGAGUUCCUUUUGAGGCCCGAUAAAACCCGACAAGAGAUCGAAGACUUCUUAAAGAAUCAACAAAGUAACCUCCCUGAUGUCGUAACAGACUAUUUAAGAAAUAAAAUGAAUGAAUUACGCGAUGAAGAAAAGCUGGAAGUUCGUCACGAUGAAUUCUGAAGACAGAUUACGCUUUCAACCUCUGUAUUUCCAUAUAAUGUUAUUAUUUAUUGAAUUUACUUUCAUCAGUGUUACUCCAUGUAACAAUCCAUACUUUAAGUCACUCAUUCGUGAAAUAUCUCACCGUCCAUCUAUUCACUCAUUUACUCUCAUCUAUCCAAUUAUUCUUGUCCGAUCAUCCUACACACAACUACCACCUAACAACCGCUACCUAUCACAAUAACUAAUGUCAUUAGUAAAAUAAACUUUAAAAAUGAAAUGU